Molecule: messenger RNA, 1104 nt
Organism: Paraglomus brasilianum
Lineage: Eukaryota; Fungi; Glomeromycota; Glomeromycetes; Paraglomerales; Paraglomeraceae
Source: the annotation of a GenBank genome assembly
AUGUCACAGGACAUGGACAUAUACCGUGAUAGUGCUGCAAGAAGCGAGAGUGACAAUAAUUUAGGCGACUCUGUAGUUAUUUCUAAGUAUCAGACAGCAGCAGAUAUUGCCAAUGCUGUCCUGUCUGAGGUAUUAGCAAAGUUGACACCAGGCGUUAGUAUUGCUACCAUAUGUCGAUCUGGUGAUAAUGCGAUAACGGCUUAUACGAGCAAGGUCUAUAACGAUACCAACAUCGAAAAGGGCAUCGCAUUGCCAACGAUGAUAAGUAUAAACCAUUACAGUCAAUACUACUCGCCAUUAAUGAAGGAUUCUCUUGUGCUACGCGCAGGUGAUCUCGUAAAAAUAGAACUAGGUGUUCAUAUCGAUGGAUACACGGCGACAUCAGCUCAUACUACAAUAUUGAAUCCCAGUCCGCAACAGCCAGUCAUAGGUCGUAUGGCUGACGUGGUUGCUGCUGCCUAUUUCAGUUGUGAAGCUGUGUGCAAAUCAUUGAAACCAGGGGUGAAAUAUUCAGACCUAAACAAUGUCAUUAAUCAAGUAGCUGAUGCAUUCAAGUGUAUUCCCGUUGAGGGAUCUGUAUCCAAAGUGAUGAGAAGAUACAUCUUACAGUAUGAUAAAGUUGUAGUGCAUAGACAAGCAGAAUAUGAACCGAUGCAUAAAGAAGAUUGGGAAGUUGAACCGAACGAAGCAUAUGCAAUUAAUAUUCUAAUGAGCACUGGUGAUGGAAAGUUGAGACAACUCGAGUCCCGACCAACUGUGUAUAAGCGCAACGUAAACGAAACGUACAAUUUGAAGAUGCAAUCGGCACGAGCAGCAUUUAGAAAGAUCUCGGAGAAGUUUGGAGUGUUUCCAUUUUCUCUCAGAGAGUUAGACGAGCGAGAUAGGCUGGGUAUGACUGAAUGUAUAAGACAUAAUCUGUUUACCGCUUACCCAGUUAACGGAGACAAGCCGGAUGCAGUCAUAGCCCAUUUCAAGUUGACUGCUCUUGUGACUCCAUAUAAUACUGUUAGGAUAACUCUACCACAAACGUUGCCAUAUAUUCAUUCUGACCUGGCAAUACCAAAUGACUCUGAUGUAGCGAAAAUAUUGUUCACGGGAGACUAG